Messenger RNA from Mytilinidion resinicola, 1186 nucleotides. RefSeq lists its product as uncharacterized. The coding region runs from base 137 to 1027 and encodes 296 amino acids. Lineage: Eukaryota; Fungi; Ascomycota; Dothideomycetes; Mytilinidiales; Mytilinidiaceae. The record is from RefSeq and is a predicted model, not a curated record. The transcript has a single exon.
CUCAAAAGUCCGCAAAUGGCCUGUACAAAACAGCGACUGUUCAAUACUUGAAGCUCUAACGACAUCGCCAUCAAUCAGUAUCAUCUUAAACCAUCUCAACACUCUUCGCAGAACACUCAUCAAACCUCCACUUACAAUGGCACCCCACGCCGAAGACGCCGUCCUCUCCCCAACCACUUCUCUCCCCGUAAAAGACACCUACCGCGGCCCGCGCCACGGCCUCGAGUACCACCGUCUCCGCACACAGCACGACCUAGUCCUCCACCAAGAAAACGGGAAGCUGAUCCAAUCGCCCCUGGACCUGUCCCGCACCAACCCCCCCCUCCGCAUCCUCGACUCCGCCACCGGCGACGGCCAAUGGAUCGUCGAAGUCGCCGCGACGGUCUCCGCAACCGCCGAGCUCGUCGGCGCCGACAUCGCGCCGCAGCACUUCCUCCCCGCCGCCAGCCUACCCAAAAACCUCAGCCUAAUCACCCAGAGCAUCUUCAACCCGUGGCCGGCCGAGUUCAAGGAGCGCUUCGAUCUGAGCCACCAGCGCUUCGUGCUGGCCGUGGCGUCGGACGUGACCGCGCAGGAGGCGGUGGGGCAUCUGUUCGCGACGGUGAAGCCGGGUGGGUGGAUCGAGCUGCACGAGGGCGACAUGGAGACGAUCCUCGAGGGGCCGGAGCACCCAGCCAUGAUGAAGUUCCGCGACGUGAUGGUCAGGGCGUGGAGGGGGCUGGGGCAUCAGCCGUCGCCGGGGCCGACGCUGGAGGCGAAGCUGGAGGCGGUGGGCGCGGUGGAGAUCGCGUUGAAAGUGCAGAAUCUCAGGGCCGGGCCGAUGGCGGAGGAUAGAGUCCAGGGCGAGCGGGCGGUGUUGACGUUGCUGGGAUUGUUGGAUAGUAUUCGUUUGUUUGUGGGGAGUAAGCCUGGGUUUUGGUUUUCGGCGGCUCAGUUCGAUGAGUUGAGGGCAGAUUUGGAGGCUGAGUUAAGGACGGUGGGGAAUUCGUGGAAUUUUCAUAUUGCGUGGGGGAGGAAGGCGGAGUAGAGACGGUGUCGAAUCCUGCCCUUUGGCUUUGGGGUGGUUUCGCUGGGCAUUGUUGUAUUUUACGGCGUAUGGAGUGCAAGUUUGAAUACUUUGAACCGUUAUAAGACCUAUGUACGAACCUUCUGCAUAGAUGCACGAUUCGGAUUGUCAACCGGGUUU